AUGGCUUCGAGCAACAUCUUACAUCUCCCCUUCCGCCGUACGCACAAUGUGUCCAUGGCCGAAGCCAUCAAGCGAUACAUCUCGACCAAAUACGAUCAGCACCCGGACAUGUUCACUACAGAUCUCGAACAGAUAGACCACCUCAGACAUGCCGCCGUCCACGCCCUGGAACCCCAUACCAGCGGUGUCCGUAAGCUUCAGCAGUACGCCGCUCAGCUCGUCUGGAUGGGCGCCAAGUUCCCUGUCGACAUCGGUCUAGACUUCAUCUGGUACCCUGCUCUAGGCUACAACACCCAACGACCCAUCUCUCAAGACAACAUCCGUUUCGAACUCGCCAACAUCCUCUUCAACCUGGCCGCCAUGUAUUCCCAACUGGCCAUGUCUUCCAAUAGAAGCACUGGUGACGGCCUGAAGGCUGCCUGCAACUACUUCUGUCUAUCUGCUGGUGUUGUUUCACAUCUGAAGACAACCAUUGUUCCAGACAUGAGGACUUCUCCACCCGAAGACAUGGACACCUCUACCCUGGAAAGCUUGGAAUACCUCAUGCUAGCCCAAGCCCAAGAGUGUUUCUGGCAAAAGGCUGUAAAAGAUGGUCUCAAAGAUGCUAGUAUCGCAAAGCUCGCUGCUAAGGUCAGCGACUUCUACAAUGAAGCCAGUGAUUGGGGUAUCAAGAGCGAUUCUGUCAGUAGCGAAUGGAUCCAUCAUAUGAACGCCAAGCAUCAUCACUUUGCCGCUGCUGCACAGUACCGUGCUGCUUGCGACUGUCUCGAGAAGAGAAAAUAUGGCGAAGAGGUGGCCCGUCUCCGCGACAGUCUAAAGUGUGCUGAUGAGGCUUUGCGCGAGGCCAAAUACGUCAACAAGGCUGUUCAGGACGAUUUGAACGGCCUGAAAGCACGAGUCUCUGAGGAUCUCAAGAGAGCUGAGAAAGACAAUGACAUGAUCUAUCUCCUGCCGGUGCCACCCAAGUCUGAGCUCAAACCGCUCGACAGAGCGAGCAUGGUUACUGCUAGAGUGCCCAAGGAAGUCUCGGAACCGUUGACUAUGCUUGGGGAUCACGGGGAACUUGGCAGACCACUCUUUUCGAAACUCGUCCCAUACUCGGUCCACGUUGCAGCUAGCAUCUACGUCGAUCGCAGAGAUCGUUUGGUGAACAACACUGUUGUGCAAGAGCUUGAGAACCUCACUGUCGAGAUACACGAGCUCUUGAAGUCGAUCGGCCUUCCUGGGUCUUUGCAGGCUCUCGAGAAGCCACUUGGCCUUCCUCCGAGUGUGGCCAGCCAUGCUGAGGAGGUCAGACAGAUGAACGGUAUCUACAGACUCCACAGUGCCAUGGCCGAUACGGAAAAGCUGAAGAACAGCGACCGCGCAACGUAUCAGGAAGGUGUGGAAAUGCUCCGCUCAGAGUCAGCCGAGGAUGAUGCCGCGCGACGCAAGUACGGGACCGACAGGUGGGCAAGACCGCCAUCAAACGAGGCGUCCCGGAAGCUCUACUCUCAGGUCACCGAAAUUGAUGGAUAUCUCAAACAAGCCGGCAACAGUGACAAACUCGUUCAGAAGAAAUUGAAGGACAAUGAAGCAUUGAUCAGACUACUCGCUGGUACCGAUCGCGAUCUUGAAGACUACGUUCCGAGCAGCCGGCGUGCAACCAUGACCACCAAAGUCGAGAGGGAAGCAAACAACCUUCGAGCUGUACUCAAUGACAUUGCCCGUUUCGAGAACCGCCGCAAGCGUAAAAUCGAAAAUAUUCGAGCAAAGGCCAAGGCAGAUGAUGUUAACGCUGACCUUCUGCGCGAAGCCGCGCGUCUUGAAAGGGAAUAUCCAAUGCAAACACUCGAGGCAAUCCAGUUUGAAAGUUUUUUUGAUCAAAGACUAGAAAACUAUACCGCCGACCGUAACGACAUAAACGCGGAGAGAACCGAACAGGACGACCUACUGGAGCGUGUCCAGCAAGCGAACAGCUCAUUCACUGUAGCAAGAAAGGGGGACACUUCCACAAAGGAUCGUGAGCAAGCUUUGCAGAACCUGGAAAAUGCUUUUUUGGCUUAUAAAGAGAUUAUAUCGAACCUUGAGACUGGGCGCAAAUUUUACAACGACCUCGCCAGUAUAGUCACGCGCUUUCGGGACGACUGCCGCAACUUUGUCUACCAACGACGCGCGGAGGCUUCAUCCCUUGAGGACGAUGUGAGCACAUCCAUGGCUCAGAUGAGUCUACAGAAUGCCAACCAGACCAACCUGCGACAACAGAAGCAACAGGAGACGUUGAUGAACCAACAGCAACCCCGUGCGACACCACGGACAGGGCCACCGCUGGCAGCGCCUCUACCUACUAGAGCCAAUAUUGCUCCUCCCCCAGUAGCAGCGACCGCAUCCCCCACACCUGGUAUGUGGACGCCAGAGAUGGGUAUACGGUUUGGCGGACAAAGCGCUGCGGCAUCGCCCACAACCAAUAGUGAUGGCGCUCCGAAGCCGACGGCGCGCGACAAAAGGUGGGACCCGACCUCGCAGAAUAUCCAAUUCAGGUAG
Molecule: messenger RNA, 2523 nt
Organism: Aureobasidium namibiae CBS 147.97
Lineage: Eukaryota; Fungi; Ascomycota; Dothideomycetes; Dothideales; Saccotheciaceae
Product: BRO1-domain-containing protein
Exons: 2
Coding region: 1-2523 (840 amino acids)
Cellular component (GO): endosome
Molecular function (GO): protein binding
Source: RefSeq, a predicted model, not a curated record